GCUAACACGCCGUCCUGCAGACUCCGGGCUUGGCGCAGCGCCCGGCCAAUCAGCGCUCCGUGGGCGGGGCCGAGUCACACCGCUCGCCUGUCACUCAACAUUCAUUUUUAGAAUGAAGAAGGUUCCAAGACGGUUAUUUUUUAUUUUUUUUUAUAUCCCAGAACGUGACGUCACGUGGAGGAGGAGGGGGCGGGGCGCCGGAGAAGGAUUAUUGGCUACAAGAAGAUAAUUGUGUUCCAGGAGCAGGCGCCAGUGCGCGGCCUCCCCCUCCCUCUCCCACACAUCAUGUAAGAGGCGAACCGUGGGAAAGAGACAGCCAGAGGAGCCCGGGUGACAGCAGCGCCACUUCUCCUCACAGCAGCCAUGAAGAGGACGCACGACUACAGCUCGUCCGACAGCGAACUGGACGAGAACAUCGAGGUGGAGAAGGAGAGUGCCGACGAGAAUGGGAAUCUGAGUUCCCCUCCCGGUUCUAUGUCUCCUUCGACGACGUCCCAGAUUUUAGCGAGAAAGAGGCGCAGAGGGAUCAUCGAGAAGCGCCGGCGGGACAGGAUUAAUAACAGCCUGUCUGAGCUGCGGAGACUAGUGCCCAGCGCCUUUGAGAAACAGGGUUCAGCAAAGUUGGAAAAAGCCGAGAUUCUUCAGAUGACUGUUGAUCAUCUCAAGAUGCUGCAUACCGCAGGGGGGAAAGGUUACUUUGAUGCCCACGCCCUUGCCAUGGACUAUCGCAGCCUGGGUUUCCGAGAAUGUCUUGCAGAGGUUGCCCGGUAUCUGAGUAUCAUUGAAGGCUUGGACAAUGCUGACCCCCUCCGGGUACGACUGGUUUCCCAUCUCAACAACUAUGCUUCCCAGAGAGAAGCUGCCAGCAGUGCCCACACCAGCAUCGGACACAUACCGUGGGGAGGCGCCUUUGGGCCCCAUCCUCAUCUAUCUCACCCUCUACUCCUGGCACAGACUCCACAUACAAAUGCAAGCAGCACGACCUCCUCCACAGAAGCUCACCACCAGAGCAGACUUCCCGGGUCACCGCACGCUGAUUCUUCCACUCUACGGGUUUCCUCCAAUGGGAGCCUGACGUCAGUUCUUCCAGUGGUGACUCCAUCCAAACUGUCUCCUCCGCUGCUCUCCUCGGUGGCCUCCCUCUCAGCAUUCCCAUUUUCCUUUGGAUCCUUCCACUUACUGUCUCCCAAUGCACUGAGCCCGACAGCACCGGCACCUACAGGCAAACCCUACAGACCCUGGGGGACGGAGAUUGGAGCCUUUUAGGACAUUUCCAUGAACUGAAUAUAGUUUUUAUGCAAGGGGUGAUCUGGGGGAGGGGGAUUGAUGGUCCAGCUGUGCUGGACAUCUCAUUGAGACAUUUACAAUGUAUUUGCCAAUCUGUGUGAUACUAUGGUACCAUUGCAAAUGAUUCCCCAUCUAUGACCUUUUUAUGUUUUUUCAUCAUUUCACAAAACACUGUACAUUUCAGGAACGACCGACGACACACGACAUACAGGUCCCAGCUGAAGAUUUACUAUAAGUUGCUUUUGUGAUAUUUUCAGCAGUGCAUGCCCUGGUGUCAGGGCACUUAACCCAUAGUUUAGACGUUUUGAACAAUCUUCCUAUUAAAACGAUGACCUAUUUUAGUCUUAAUUUGUGACAAAAUUCGCAUUCAGCAAUAACACUGUACUUUUUAAGUUUUUGCUAAUAUUUUCCAGUUGAGAUAUUCUAUGAGAGAUUUCCUUGAUAUGUAAAGUAUUAUUCUUUGAAUUUUUAUUGCCAUGCGUUGACAAAUCACAAGUACCAGCUUUUACCCAGUGCAGGUCGGGUAGUGCCCAUUGAAGCUACUUUGCUGUCACAGAAGUCUGGAAUAUCCAACCCAAGCCCUAUCUUCUAAUCUAUUUCCCAGUCUGCUGCACUAGAACCUUAUUUAACAGGUAGACUAAUUUAAGAAGAGCUCCCGUUCUCCUUGUAUAUAUCUCACUGAAUGCAUUUUUACUUGCCUGAAAGGUGAUUUUUAUUUUUCCCUUUUGUUUUUUAUUUUAAUUUUAUUUUUUGCUGUACUGGGUUUAAUCACUGUUGUACUGGUCUACUGUGACUAAAUAAACGAGUCCAAGUGUGA
Messenger RNA from Hyla sarda, 2104 nucleotides. RefSeq names its product hes related family bHLH transcription factor with YRPW motif 1 (gene HEY1). The record is from RefSeq and is a predicted model, not a curated record. NCBI's taxonomy places the organism in Eukaryota, Metazoa, Chordata, Amphibia, Anura, Hylidae. Gene Ontology annotation, biological process: regulation of transcription by RNA polymerase II; negative regulation of neuron differentiation; Notch signaling pathway. The transcript is spliced from 5 exons. Bases 364 to 1266 code for a protein of 300 amino acids. Gene Ontology annotation, molecular function: DNA-binding transcription factor activity, RNA polymerase II-specific; RNA polymerase II cis-regulatory region sequence-specific DNA binding; protein dimerization activity. Gene Ontology annotation, cellular component: nucleus.